UUAGUAGACUACGCAGUUGUACUUUAGAGUUUCAACUUUCUGAAGUUAUUAACAAAAUGAGGCUUUAUUUUUUUACUGUUGCUUUCGUUCUCGUUGUUUACAUUUCAUCUUCAUUCGGCAAUCGGGUCGAUUAUACUGGUCAUAAGGUAGUUCGAUCCCGAGCAGCAAAUGUAGUUCAACUGAGCUAUUUGCGGAACUUGCAAAAUUUGGAUGAAACCUUAGACUUUUGGUCGGAGCCGUUUCAUGUCGGUCAGCCAGUGGAUAUCCAUGUCACUCCAGCUAAUUACGACAAUUUAGCGCAUUCGUUGAAAUCGGCCGGAAUACAACACCACAUAAAAGUCGAAGACCUCGGACGAGCUAUAGAAGAAGAGCGCACAAGUAUUGAACUCCGUCGGGAACUCACCAAAAAUCAAAAAGCUUUCGAUUUUGAAAAUUACCACACUUACGAGGAGAUUGUUAGCUAUCUGGAAAACCUGGCCUUGGAAAAUCCUCUCGUUUCUGUUUCGUCUAUCGGCGGGACUUACGAGAAUCGUAGUUUAACUAUGGCUACCAUUAGCACUGGAAGUAAUCCAGAGAAACAAGUGAUCGUUUUCGAAUGCGCAGUUCACGCCAGAGAAUGGGCCGCCCCGUCCACCUGCCUUUGGUUUAUAAACGAAUUAGCUACUAAAUACGGAAGCGAUAGCGAAAUUACUCGUUUGGUUGACGGAUUCGAUUGGAAAAUUACGCCGGUAACUAAUCCUGAUGGCUACACUUACUCGUGGACUACGGAUCGUUUAUGGCGGAAAAAUCGCAUGCCGACCGGCACCUGCUUUGGCGUCGACAUUAACCGAAAUUUUGACACAAACUUUGGUGGAGCUGGAUCGUCAGAUGUACCCUGCAUUGAUACAUAUCACGGCCCCAACAGUUUCUCUGAAGCAGAAUCAAGCGCUGUCAGGGAUGUGUUAAUAGCCAAUCGACCUCGAGUAAAGGCUGCCAUAUCAAUUCACACCUACUCUCAACUCUGGAUGUCACCUUACGGCUAUACUUAUGAUCUACCAGCAGAGUAUGACGAAAUGUUGCGCGUAAUGUCCAUUGGAGUCCAAGCUCUUCAAAAUACUUACGGAACUCAGUAUCAAUAUGGAAAUCAUGCCGACACAAUAUAUAUUGCAUCUGGAACGACGUUAGAUCACGCUUACACAGCAGAGGGUAUCUUAUAUGCCUAUCUUCUCGAAUUGCGAGACACGGGAGAAUUCGGUUUUGAAUUGCCUGCAUCACAAAUCAUGGAAACAGCUAUUGAAACAUGGAAUGGAAUUAAAGCUAUGGCCCUUGAAAUCCUUUAGAUUAUAUCCGAUUAUAUCAUUGCUUUGUAACACAUGGCAGCAUAAUAAAUCAAUAGCAGACUA
Molecule: messenger RNA, 1382 nt
Organism: Daphnia pulicaria
Lineage: Eukaryota; Metazoa; Arthropoda; Branchiopoda; Diplostraca; Daphniidae
Product: carboxypeptidase B-like
Exons: 8
Coding region: 57-1319 (420 amino acids)
Biological process (GO): proteolysis
Molecular function (GO): metallocarboxypeptidase activity; zinc ion binding
Source: RefSeq, a predicted model, not a curated record